Messenger RNA from Lolium rigidum, 1002 nucleotides. Its product is annotated as AT-hook motif nuclear-localized protein 18-like. The transcript has a single exon. Gene Ontology annotation, cellular component: nucleus. Bases 1 to 1002 code for a protein of 333 amino acids. The record is from RefSeq and is a predicted model, not a curated record. Lineage: Eukaryota; Viridiplantae; Streptophyta; Magnoliopsida; Poales; Poaceae. Gene Ontology annotation, molecular function: DNA-binding transcription factor activity; minor groove of adenine-thymine-rich DNA binding. Gene Ontology annotation, biological process: vegetative to reproductive phase transition of meristem.
AUGGAUCCGGUGGCGGCGGCAGCGGCGCAUGGAGGGGGGCACCACUUCGCGCCGCCGGUGCCGUUCCACCCGUUCCACGGCCACUUCCCCGGGCAGCAGCAGCAGCAACAGCAGCAGCAUCCGGCGUUCCAGCAUUUCCAGGACCACCAGCACCAGCUGCUCAGCGGGAUGAUGGCCAAGCAGGAGCUCGUGGACGAGAGCAACGCCACCACCAUCAACAGCGGCGGGAGCAACAACGGCAGCGGCGGGGAGGGCGACCACAUCGGAGGAUCCGUCCAGCAGCAGCACCAGCACCUGGGCGGCGAGGAGGGGCAGCAGCAGCAGGCGCUGGCGGUGAUGCGGCGGCCCAGGGGACGCCCCGCGGGGUCCAAGAACAAGCCCAAGCCGCCCAUCAUCAUCACGCGGGACAGCGCGUCCGCGCUGCGCGCCCACGUCCUGGAGGUCGCCGCCGGCUGCGACGUCGUCGACUGCGUCGCGGCCUUCGCGCGCCGCCGCCAGGUCGGCGUCUGCGUCCUCAGCGGCACCGGCGCCGUCGCCAACGUCUCCGUCCGCCAGCCCGGCGGCACCGUCGCCAGCCUCGCCGGCACCUUCGACAUCCUCUCCCUCUCCGGCUCCUUCCUCCCUCCGCCGGCGCCUCCUUCCGCCACGGGGCUCACCGUCUACGUCUCCGGGGGCCAGGGCCAGGUCGUGGGCGGCUCUGUCGCCGGUGCGCUCGUGGCCGCCGGGCCCGUCAUCAUCAUGGCCGCCUCCUUCGGGAACGCCUCCUACGAGCGUCUCCCGCUCGACGACGACGAGCCGGCCCCGCAGGGACUUGUGCCGGCGCAUUCCUCCCCGCCGCCACUCUCAUUGCCGGCACACCACCAGCAGCAGCACACGUCGUCUCUGGCGCAGGUGCCCGACCACAACCUCCCCCACAACCUCAUGAACGGCCUCCAGCUCCCCGGCGACGCCUACGGCUGGACAUCCCCCGGCGGCGGCAGCGGUCGCGUUGCCCCCUACUGA